Molecule: messenger RNA, 4048 nt
Organism: Clunio marinus
Lineage: Eukaryota; Metazoa; Arthropoda; Insecta; Diptera; Chironomidae
Source: the annotation of a GenBank genome assembly
AUGAACGAUGAUAUAUUAAAACCAUUUCCGUGUAAAGAGUCAGAUUGUGGAAUGAGUUUCUUCACAGAAGAUCACCUGUCAGUUCAUUGUCAAGCGAAACACAACAAAUUAAAUUUGGAAAUUCCGAAAGGUCCAAAUAUACAAAUUUUUUCUGAUCAAACGCCUACACCUACUCGACUUCUUAAUAACUGCGAAGAGCUUCGAGUAUUUGAUGACCUACAAAACAUUAAUCCAUUCGAAGAAGGUUUUCGUAGAGCUGUUGAAGAUAACACCAAUGGAAUUAUUCGUGACGUUAAUUUUUUAGAAGCCACCUGUAAUCAAGAUACACUACAUACGCCACAAAUAUUGCCUCAAUUUGAAACUUAUCCAGUGAAGAAUGAACCAAAAACUGACACACAUUUCCAAGAUGACCUCGAAGCGGAUGUUAUCCCAACGACGGUAGACGAUAAAACAAACAUUCCCAAAUCAUAUCACGAGUUGACGACAGCUGAAAAUGUAAAUGAUUUGAAGAAAAAUGAGAGAAUAAUUCAACAACCUGUCACUUUAUUACCAAAACCAACAAUAAUUUAUGCCACACCGAUUGUGACAUCACAAGCAAAUUUAAAAUUAACCGAAACUUCCUCAAACAACGUUCAUCGAUGCAGCAAAAGUGUGAAAGAUAAACUGAAGAAUAUUAUUUUAAGCAAUAGUGGACAAUCGGUUGAAAAGAAACAAAUUAAAAACGAAUCAGUGCCUACAAUAUUUAUUGGAACCGUUCCUUUGAUAGCUGCACCCACCAACGUUAUCAUCAACAACAGCAAUAAGCUUAAAAGAACUAACGAUGAGAUUGGAUCUCAUUCAAAGGUCGUUGAAAAGACCACAGGAGAUGAAAGUGGUACAAAAAAACGUGUGAGAGGUGAAAAGUCAGAAACAGCAUCACUUAAAGUCGAAAGAAAUCGAGCAGCUGCAAGACGAUACCGCACAAAAAUGAAAAUUCAAAGUCGAGCACUUCAAGAGAAAUAUGAAAAAUCCCAACGAGAAAUUGCUUCGUUAAAGAAAGAAUUAACAGACAUGAAACAAGAACUUACACAAAACACUGCACAACAAUUUUGUUUUCCAAAACUCUUGAGUGUUUUUUGUUUUUCAUUUUAUUGUCGUGUUUUUGAAAUGUUAAGUUGUGUUGCUAGAGUGACGAGUUUAAAGUUUUGUCAUUUCAGAGCCAUGUCUUCAAGUCGCUAUUUAAUCGAUAACGAGAAUUUCUCUUUUCUCAAGCAACUCGGCUUGGAACGAGUCAAUAAAGGAGUUUAUAAUGGAGAAUGGAAAGGAAAUGGAGAAAUUGUCAAGUCAAUUGACCCAGCAACUAAUGAAGUCAUUGCUGAAGUUCAGACUGGAAAUAUUCAUGAUCUGGAAGAAUGUUUGAAUACCGCUAAUGAUGCUUUUAAGCAAUGGCGAAAUAUUCCGGCUCCAUUUAGAGGCGAAAUUUUACGUCAAAUCGGUGUCGAACUUAGAAAGUUUCGCGAACCUCUAGGCAAACUCGUUUCUCUCGAAGUGGGAAAAAUUCAAGCUGAAGGAAUUGGAGAAGUUCAAGAGUUUAUUGAUGUUUGCGACUAUGCGACUGGACUCUCGCGAAUAUUUGCAGGUCAAAUCUUGCCUUCUGAAAGAAAUCAACAUGUCAUCAUAGAGAAAUGGAAUCCUUUGGGUGUCGUGGGAGUUAUUUCAGCAUUUAAUUUUCCAAAUGCAGUUUUCGGUUGGAAUGCUUCGAUUGCUCUUGCUGUUGGAAACACUGUUUUAUGGAAGGGAGCACCAUCAACUCCUCUCGUCUCUAUUGCAACAACGAAAAUUGUAUCUGAAGUGCUGAAGCGCAAUAACUUGCCACCUGCUAUUACAUUAUGUCAAGGAGGAGCUGAAAUAGGAAAGAAACUUGCCGCCGAUGAACGAGUGAAGCUCAUGUCUUUCACAGGCAGCACAAAAGUAGGUCGUGAAGUUGGAGUUGAAGUUCAAAGGAGAUUUGGAAAAAUAUUGUUGGAAUUAGGAGGAAACAAUGCUCUUAUUGUGAAUGAAGAUGCUCAAUUUGAAAUGGCUCUUGAUGCUGCUUUCUUUGGAUGUAUUGGUACAGCAGGCCAACGUUGCACUUCUACUCGUCGGUUGAUUAUUCAUGAGAAACUUUAUGAUGGUUUCUUACAAAAAUUGGUGCAACGAUAUAAAGGUCUUUUAAAACGAGUUGGGCAUCCUUUGGAUUCGUCAACCCUCUAUGGACCCCUUCAUAAUCAAUUAGCCGUGGAUAACUACAAGAGUACGAUUGAAGAAGCAAUAAAGCUCGGUGGAAAAGUUGAAGUUGGAGGAAAAGUCAUCGAUCGACCAGGAUUUUUCGUUGAACCGACGAUCGUUUCUAAUUUACCGCACAAUUCUCCAGUAAUCAUGCGCGAAACUUUCGCACCGAUCGUGUACGUGUUGAAAACGAAGAGUCUUGAAAAUGCAAUUGAAUGGAAUAAUGAGGUGGAUCAAGGUUUAAGUUCAGCUCUUUUCACUCAAAACGUUGGAGCAGCCUUUAAAUGGAUCACAGAAAAUGGAUCCGAUUGUGGUCUUGUGAACAUCAAUACAUCGCCAUCUGGUGGCGAAAUCGGUGGAGCAUUUGGAGGAGAAAAACAUACAGGCGGUGGCAGAGAAAAAAUAAAGAUGGAAAACGAUCCAGCUUCUGAUUUUCUAAAUCGUGAGCGUGAGCAACUUGCUGAUAUAUUGAAUGAAAAUGGUGAUGAGGACGGCAACCUCUUUAAUCAGUUGUCGAAUGAUGAUUUCAGUCUUAUUAAUACUGAAAUACAGCAAGCUGAUGCUGAUGAUGCUUUAAUUGAUGAUCUUGCUGGAAUGAGCUUCACAUCAACAAUUCCAGUUGAAGAUGAAAAGAAAGUACCUGAAAAGGUACGCUUGUGGUGCGAAGAAAUGGAAAAGAAACUGGAGGAGAAGGACAAACAGGAGCAAGAAGCCAAAGAGGCACUCUUGAUUGCUGCUCAGAAAGAAAUGUCUGAGUGGGUUUCAAAAUAUAACGAGACGAUGGAGAAAACCAAAUCCAUGAACCGAAGUAACGAAAAAGCUCUUGAAGUUUCAGAAAAAUCUGAACCUGAAGCUAAAAAUAUGUGGGAAUCAAUCAGCAACCUUUGCGAUUUUAGUAGUAAGGGUCCUAAGCAAGUAAAGGAUGCUACAAGAAUGAGAUCAAUUUUCCUACAAAUGAAAUCUUCACCAAAAGAAGGAAAAGUACCAAAUUUUUCGAUGCUUACAUAUGGCAAGUUACGUUAUUCGCACGUUAAACUUACAAAUCCAAAUGACAAAAAUAUUCCCGAUGGAGCUGUUCGAAUGACAGAGGAACAAGCAAUGAACUACCAAAAUAGUCUAAUUAGAAAUUGGCCAAAUUUAUCUGAAGUAUUAGCAUUGCGAUGUGGACCUGGAAUCCUUGGUGGUAUGGCUAUAAUAUCAACAUCCUUAAUCAACAACCAUUUCCGAUAUAAAUUAAAGCUUAGGAAUUUUGGUCGGGCGUCUUCGUAUUUAUCAGUUGUUGGUUUAUCAGCAAUGCUUACAACUGUUUUUCACACAAUGUUCGUCCAAUCGUAUGUUAUAUUGAGAGCAUAUGAUUGCCCAAUGUGUCUACAGACUCGUGCAGGAUUGAUUCAAGCUACAUUUAGUGUUGCAUAUCCAUUCCUCUUGGCACCAGUCAGUGCUUUUAUCUUUACAACAAGAUAUUUCACUUAUCGUUUGCCAUCUAUUACGACACAAACUAAAGAAGUUCUUAAAUUAUACCUAAAGUUUACAAAAUCAGCAUCCACUAUGGCAGGUGUUUUACUGGCAGCAAACUUAUUCGGCGCAAUGUACAUAACUGCAAGAGAAAUGAAAGAACUUGCUUUCAUUAAUCUUAAAAUUGAAGAGUUUGAAGAUAAACUUCAAAAUGGUUCGUUGUCUGAAAACGAUGAGAUGAUGUAUAGAAAAUUAGAAACAAAGUAAAAAAGAAAUCAGAUAUGAAAUAGCAUUUAAUAAAAAUAGUAAAUAAAACUUGUGUUUUUCCAUUGAAAGAGAAAUUGAU